GUCGUUGAUUUGGGCUUUUUGUUAUUAUGUCCGAGUCUGCUCUAUUUAAUCUCGCCUCGCGUGGGCGCAGACCUCAAGACCGUGAGGCCUUGAGGGUUAGCCUAAGGUUAGCCAGAAGCCUGAGAUAGGCGAUGGUGCGGGGUACGUCCUGGCCACAGGUGGCUAUAUACUACGCGUAAUAGGAGAGUAAUAGGACUCGGAGACUGCCGUUGUACUCCUUAUCGAUGAGCUAGCCAACUAGGGGCGGGCGGCCCGCCCCACUAGCCGGACAGCAACCGCCUCAUUGGAAUGAGUUCACGUGUGAUGUGCCACUUCUUCUAUCGGUCAUUCCUUCGUACAACCAUUGGCAGCAGCUCUAUGCGUGGAUAACGCUAAAUUUAGAUAUGGUAGAGACAGCAGUCGCGGGAUCGCCUCUUCUCCGCCUGUCUAUAUCUCUCGUAUCACCAUGAUUGCGCGUCAGGAUGACGAGGAGACACCUCUUCUCCAACGACCAACGACCAGGACACCUCUUCCCUGGGAUCAAUUCUGGAUUAUACUGUUCUUGCAGGUGUCAGAUCCUCUUUCUCGCCAGACCCUUGCCCCGUUUGUUCCUCAACUCGUUAGAGAUAUUGGAGUGACUCACGGAGACGAAUCCCAGGUUGGUCACUAUGUCGGUAUCCUUGAAUCAACAUACUAUGCAGCUCAUGUGCUAACUAUUUUUCAUUGGAGUCAAUUGUCUGACCACAUCGGGCGGAAGCCUGUAAUACUGGUAUCUCUGUUAGCAAUUUCUGUUUCGAUGCUUUCGUUUGGGCUGUCGAAGACCUUCGUUGUCCUGAUGGUUAGUCGUGCCGUCUGCGGAGCAUUUGAUGGGAGCAAUGGUGUCAUCAUAAACAUAGUGAUGGACAUCACUGACGUAACCAAUAUGCCCAAGGCAUUCGCUUAUGUACAAAUUCCGUGGAUGAUCGCAAAAAUAGUUGGACCACUCAUUGGAGGAUCGCUCUCCCGACCAGCAGACAGAUUCCCUGACAUCUUUGGGCGAUCAGAACUCCUCAAAACUUACCCAUAUCUCCUGCCAUGUUCUAUCUCGACGAUUUUUGUAUCGAUAGCUUGGCUAGUCGCGUAUUUCUGUCUUAAAGAGAGCGUUUCUACCAGGAUAUCACUUUGGGAGCUAAUCAAAGGAGGAUCCUUCCCACAGUCAUACCAAAAGCCUCACCAGCCAUCGAGCGAUGUGCCAGUCAAUCCUAGGGAAGCGAAUACUGGAAGAGUCCAAUCAAAGCCGCUUCCGCUCCGCGCCCUGCUAACUCCAAAGGUCCUGACUGUAACAGCGAGUUACGCCACUGCGGCUCUGUUUCACAUGGCGUUUACUUCGGUCCUACCUGUUUUCUAUGCAACAUCGAUUGAACUCGGUGGUCUUUCCCUCGACCCUCCUCGCAUUGGUGUUAUACUUGCAGCACAAGGUGCCGCACAUGGCAUAUUUCAGCUGCUUUUCUACGCUCGUUUACAUGAUCACUUCGGUGCAAGAGCUGUCCAAAUCGCUGGCGUUAGCUCCGGCAUACCCAUCGUCAUUUUAUUUCCAGUAAUUAAUGCUCUGGCUCGAUCCCAUGGGAUAGGUUUGGCUGUGUGGCUAUGUGUUGCCAUCCAGCUUUCACUGACAAUCAGCCUGAUCAUGUGCUUUCCUACCUUACCAUCAUUCGUCAAAGCGGCUGCUCCAAAUCGUGCCUCGCUCGGAGCAACCAAUGGUAUCGCCCAGAUGUUCGCCGCAGUAGCAAGGGUCAUUGGCCCAGCGUCUGCAGCUUCGGUGUUCUCUUAUUCGAUGCAGGAAGGGCAUGAUGCGUGGUUGGUAUACUACUUCUUGACAGCAAUUGCAUGUCUCGCCGUAGGUAUUUCUCUAUUACUUCCCCGAGAUCCUAGAGUAUGGGAAGAUCCCCAAUAG
Suillus subalutaceus is the source of this 1912-nucleotide messenger RNA. Its product is annotated as major facilitator superfamily domain-containing protein. The record is from RefSeq and is a predicted model, not a curated record. Gene Ontology annotation, biological process: transmembrane transport. The coding region runs from base 446 to 1912 and encodes 488 amino acids. Lineage: Eukaryota; Fungi; Basidiomycota; Agaricomycetes; Boletales; Suillaceae. Gene Ontology annotation, molecular function: transmembrane transporter activity. The transcript has 8 exons.